AUGAGAGCGAAAAUUGCAACCGACAAAGUGGAGUGGGACGACAGAGAUGUCCAAGCAACUAACUAUAUUUAUAGUGCAAUAACCAACAAGCAGUUGGAAUAUAUAAGCGAUUUUGAUUCAGCCUACGAAAUAAUACAGAAAUUCGACGAGAUGUAUUUGAAAAAAUCAACAGCGUUGCAAAUAGUAUGUCAACAUAACCUCAAAAGUGUCAAAUUGAAAAAUUAUUCUGAAGUGUCUCUAUUUUUCGAUGACUUUGAAAAAUCUGUAAAUGAGUUAAAACAAGCAGGUGCAACGAUAUCAGAAACAGAAAAACUAAAUUAUAUGUUAAAAGCACUCCCAGUAAGUUACAGCUACAUAGGUGAUUUAAUUGAUGAUUUGCCAGAGGGUGAAAGAACAGUUGACUAUUUAAAAAGUAAAAUAAAAUUGAAAAAUACGGAAAAUGUGAGUGAAACGUUAAAUGAUACAUCAAAUGCUUUUAAAGCAGAUGCCAAGCCAUUAUAUAAUUGUUUUAGUUGUGGAAAACUUGGCCAUCUGAGAAGAGACUGUAAAUCAGGAAAUGUAAACCGUGAUCGAGGACAUAGUUUUUCUCACUAUAGAGGACGUAGUUUCUCUGGCUACAGAGGAGGUGGUUUCUCUGGUUAUCGAGGACGUGGUUCAUAUAAUAACAGAGGACGAGGCUCAGGAAAUUAUCACCAUAAUAAUCAAGAGAGUCAAGGAAACAGUUUUCAUACUACUAUUGCAAAUAAUACUUACACAACGAGUGAGAAUGAUAAGACAAAGAAAGGUCAAAUAAAUUGGUUACUAGACAGUGGAUGCACAGACCAUAUUAUUAAUAUUGAUGAGUACUUCAAUUCCUGUGAGAUAUUAAAUAAACCUGUUAAAGUUAAAAUUAGGGACGGCACAAUAUUAGAAGCUACAAAAAUUGCAAUUGCAAUUAAGGAGGCGAGACUGUAUAAGAUGAAAAGUUACAUGUAUGAAGAAAUAUUGGAAGCAAAUAUGAGUAAAAAGGAAAAACUACAUCGCACUAUGGGCCAUAUUAAUUUUAAAAAUUUGGAAUUAAUGUGUAAAAAUGAGUCAUUAGAAGGAUUACCUAAAGAUAUUGAAUAUGAAUAUUUAAAAUGUGCAAUAUGUAUUGAAAAGAAAAUGCAUAACUUACCAUUUCAUAAUAAUCGACGGAAAGCAGAGGAGAUAUUAGAGAUUGUUCAUACUGAUUUAAAUGGGCCACAUCAGACUACAGGAUAUAAUAAAGAAAAAUAUUUUUUGAGCUUUAUCGAUGAUUACAGCAAAUUAGUGAAAGUUUAUUGUAUCAGAUCGAAGGAUGAAGUAUACGACUACUUGGUGCAAUAUGUUAAUGAGGUACAGAACUUGACAGGAAAAACGAUAAAGGAACUGCGAUGUGACAAUGGGAAGGAAUAUAUGAAUAGAAGAGUUUUUCAGUUCGCAAAAGAGAAAGGAAUAAUAAUAAAACCCUGUCCAGCAUAUGUACAUCAAUUAAAUGGAACAGCAGAGAGAUACAAUCGUACAUUAAUGGAUAUGGGUAGAUGUCUUUUAUCAGAAGCAAAGGAGGCAACUACAUGUAAUGAGGCAAUGAAAUGGAAAGAAGCAAUGAAUAGUGAGAUGGACAGUUUAAUGAAAAAUAACACAUGGACUCUAGUUAACAAACCUCCUAAGGACAAAAAGGUAAUUGAUGUGAAGUGGGUAUAUAAAAGGAAGAGCGAAAAUGAAUACAAAGCAAGUAAUGCUGAUAUUCUGGAUUGUUUUGUGGAUGCUGAUUGGGCAGGAGAUAUUAUAGAUAGGAAAUCAACUACAGGAUUUGUCAUUAGAUUGUUUGGAAAUAUUAUUUACUGGAAAUCAAAGAAACAAAGUAGUGUAACAAAGUCUUCAACAUUUGCUGAAUAUGUAGCUUUAUCAGAAGCAGUAACAGAAUUAAAUUUUCUUAUUUAUUUAAUAAAUUAUGUCUUCACUAAAGUUUGUAAACCAGUUAAAAUUUAUGAAGAUAAUUCAGUAGCUGUAGCUAUUUCUAAAUAUGGAAACUUUACAAAGAACUCUAAGCACAUUGAAGUUCACUAUCAUUUUAUACAUGAAAAUGUUAAGCAAGGUAGUAUUAAAGUAGUAAAAAUAGAGUCAGAAAAAAAUAUUGCAGAUAUAUUUACAAAAGCUUUGGGAAAUGUUAAAUUCACUAAAUUUAGAGAAAUGUUAAAUUUAAAGGAGUAA
This is a messenger RNA of Parnassius mnemosyne (clouded apollo), 2214 nucleotides long. The record is from the annotation of a GenBank genome assembly. NCBI's taxonomy places the organism in Eukaryota, Metazoa, Arthropoda, Insecta, Lepidoptera, Papilionidae.